UGCGGUGAAGUAUAUGAGGUGGACGAUACUAUGUUUGCGAAUCUCGAUGUGCUAGAGGAUUACCCUGACUAUUACGAUCGUGAAAUACAACAAGUAAAAUCUAAGGAUAAUAUAUCUAUUGACUGUUGGUUAUAUUUGAUUAAGGAAUUUCCGGAACAGCUACUCUUAAAGCGCCAUCUGGAAUCGUAUCAUAAUGCGGAAACACAACCAUAUUGUGAAAGUUAUUUGGACAGCUCCAAGAACGAUAUGUAUGUAGAGAACGAGUUAAAUAUUGUUAAAGGAACGUCCAAUUCUAAAGACGGUAGUUAGAGCAUAACCAAAAUAAGCCAAAUAAGUAUAUUUGUGCAAUAAACCAUUGUUAUAAAUACAUAAUACA
Molecule: messenger RNA, 376 nt
Organism: Rhagoletis pomonella (apple maggot)
Lineage: Eukaryota; Metazoa; Arthropoda; Insecta; Diptera; Tephritidae
Product: putative gamma-glutamylcyclotransferase CG2811
Exons: 3
Molecular function (GO): gamma-glutamylaminecyclotransferase activity
Source: RefSeq, a predicted model, not a curated record